AUGACCUUCAGCAUUCCGCCGCUUCCGUGGGGCUAUGACGGUCUUGCCGCCAAGGGCAUAUCGAAGGAGCAGGUGAGGUUCCACUACGACAAGCACCACCAGGGCUACGUGACGAAGCUGAACGCUGCAGCACGUACACACCCCGCCCUCGCCAGGAAGACGAUUGAACAGAUUAUCAAGACAGAGAAGGGCCCUGUCUUCAACCUCGCUGCACAGAUCUUCAACCACACCUUCUACUGGGAAAGCAUGUGCCCCAACGGCGGUGGCGAGCCGAAGGGCAAACUCGCAGAGGAGAUUAACGCUUCGUUCGGAAGCUUCGCCAAGUUCAAGGAGGAGUUCACCAAUGCAGCGGUGGGGCACUUUGGUUCCGGCUGGGCGUGGCUCGUCAAGGACACCGCGUCGGGCAAGCUAAAGGUUUACCAGACACACGACGCCGGCUGCCCGCUGACGGAGAGCCACCUGAAGCCGAUCAUCGCAUGUGAUGUCUGGGAGCACGCGUACUACAUUGACUACAAGAACGAUCGUGCGGCGUACGUGCAUAUAUUCUGGAAUGUCGUCAACUGGAAGCAGGCGGAGUACAAUCUCAGGAAGAGUGAGACCCCGAACUGGCGUAGUGACCUCUGA
Messenger RNA from Trypanosoma grayi, 624 nucleotides. RefSeq names its product iron superoxide dismutase. The record is from RefSeq and is a predicted model, not a curated record. Gene Ontology annotation, biological process: superoxide metabolic process. The coding region runs from base 1 to 624 and encodes 207 amino acids. Gene Ontology annotation, molecular function: metal ion binding; superoxide dismutase activity. The transcript has a single exon. Lineage: Eukaryota; Euglenozoa; Kinetoplastea; Trypanosomatida; Trypanosomatidae.